Messenger RNA from Necator americanus (New World hookworm), 552 nucleotides. RefSeq lists its product as uncharacterized. The coding region runs from base 1 to 552 and encodes 183 amino acids. Lineage: Eukaryota; Metazoa; Nematoda; Chromadorea; Rhabditida; Ancylostomatidae. The transcript has a single exon. The record is from RefSeq and is a predicted model, not a curated record.
AUGGCGAUCUGUACUUAUAACGCACGUACGCUUGCAUCGGAAGCGGCCAUCGAAGAUCUGAUGAUGCAAGCCAAGAAGAUCAAGUACGACGUCAUCGGACUGACCGAGACGAGACGACGUCACCCUCUCAACGCCGUAUAUGAGACUGGAGAAGAACUGUUCUUAGGAACAUGCGACAGUAGAGGUGUUGGUGGAGUUGGCGUCUUCGUCAACACGAAAACGGCAAAGAACAUCGACUCUUUCGAACAACUUACGACCCGAAUCGGACGUCUGCGGAUGAGAAUAUGUGGUCCAACACCAGCUUUGACUAUCUUCGUCGCUUACGCUCCAACAUCAAGCUACAAAGAAGAAGAAGUAGAAGCUUUCUAUAUGGACCUGGAGAAGUUCUACCGAGAAGAUCAUGCCUCCUACAAGGUCACCCUUGUAGAAGACAUGAUCUUACUUCUACAUCAGGUCAAAGUUGGCCCAAGAAGAACGCCGGAGGAAUUUCACCUCGGGACCCACGACCUACAAUGGAAUGAUCAGGGGAGAGGCUCUCCGAGUUCAUCAUGA